AUCUUCGGUCCUUCACUAAUACUCCGUAAGUACUCAUUCCUUUCUUGAACCCCAGCAAGAAGUCUCUCUCUCUCUCUCCUUCUCUCUCUCUCCUAACACCAACAUACUCCCUCACUCACACCCCUCUCCUUCCCCAACGCCACCGAUCGAACGAGUCAUGCACAAAGCGAAGCUGCAAAUCCUGUGCCAGCGCAACUCGUGGGGCUUACCGGAGUUCUCCACCACCAAAUGCGGCCUCGACCACAACCCUAGCUUCACCGCCACCGUCACUGUCAACGGCGUCCCUUUCACCACCGCCGAUGACAGCAGGACUUCCAAAGAAGCUCAUAACAAAGCCGCCAAGGUCGCUCUCGACCACUUCUCUCCCCCUGUUAACCCGUGCCCUAGCUUUCCACAACCCUCUCAUCUUCCUACUACUUCUGGUUUGGAUGUUGGACAGCUCAGCACAGGGAUAUCACAGCCUACCAUGACAGGGACAAUACAGACUCCUCUGAUGAGUGAAACUCUAGUUGGAGCCAAAGAUGAUAAGAAACUUAUCGAUAUGCAUCAUCUGUACAAAAAUCGGCUGCAAAAUUAUGCUCAAAAGAGAAAUCUCCCACUGCCUGAUUAUUCUACUGAACGUGAAGGCCCUCCACAUGCGAGUCGAUUCAAGUCUAAGGUCACAAUUGAUGGGAAAACCUAUGGGAGUCCUGAAUUUUCCCCGACAUUAAAAGAAGCUGAACAUGCAGCUGCAAAAGUUGCCUUGGAAUCGUUGUCAGUCAAUGAAGUUCAGGAAGAUGAUUCUGGUCUCUUCAAGAAUCUCUUGCAAGAACUGGCUCAAAAAGAAGGUUUAGAUGUUCCAAAAUAUGAGACAAAUGUUUCUGGUCCACCUCACAUUCCAACUUUUGUCUCCACUGUUGAAAUCAAAGGGCAAUCUUUUGAAGGUCAAGCAGCAAAGAGCAAAAAGCAAGCAGAGACCAAUGCAGCUAAGGUUGCAUACACUGACCUUCAAGAGCGUAAGAAGCUUGUUACCUCAGGUGGAGCAAGUAUGGUCCCUAUGAUUCUUCAAUCUGGAGGCAAAAUAAAGAAAGCUUUGGAGGCCUCAUCUUCCAUUUUGCAGUCGGUCAUUGCUGGUGAUUGGCAACAGAGUGCUGGACAGCCUGGACCAAAAGAAGAGCAGAGCGAAAAGGAUAAGGGUGUUGUUUUCUCUGGUGAUUUGCAACAGACUGCUGCUGGACCAACUGCAAACCGUGUAAUUCGGGAAGAGGAGGACAAGGACUACAUAGCUGGACAUGAAGAAAAGCGCUCAUCCAACUUGACCACUGCAAAUGCCGAAGUCAACUAUCACCAUGCCCCUCCCUCGCCUCCUGACUCAGAUAUAAACGCAAAGAGACACAGAGGCUCCAGUUCAGCUGACAUCAUAUAUGCUAGUUUGCGAGAUCCAUUUCCUUCUACCUGUUCGUCGCCCGAGGAUGGGUUCUCUCUGCCUUUGGUGCAUUCAAAGAGCUCUAAGAAUUCAACUUUGGAUUCCAACAAUAAGACACCACUUGGAACAGCAGAUGGAAGGAAUGCCUUACCUCGUGAGAAAAUUUGCGUUUACCCUCGCGGGCCAAACGUGGAAUAUCCCGAGGGUGCCACUAUGUUGCCCUUUAGCGAUGACAAGUGGGUGGCUAUGAAGAUGAAUCCAAAUCAGUUAUAGGAAGGUACACUGUUAAUGUUCCUUUCCCUUCUCUCAGAUUUGGGAACUUUUAGAUGGUGUUUCGAACAUCUAGGAACAAAUGCCUAUAUGGAUUAAUGUAAGCAUACUGGAUCUUUCCUUAGUUGUGAACUAUUUUUUUAAGUUUUACUUUAAAAUUUCAUAGACGUGUCGGCUUUAGUCGUUCA
This is a messenger RNA of Rhododendron vialii, 1863 nucleotides long. Its product is annotated as double-stranded RNA-binding protein 1-like. Gene Ontology annotation, molecular function: double-stranded RNA binding. The coding region runs from base 158 to 1678 and encodes 506 amino acids. Lineage: Eukaryota; Viridiplantae; Streptophyta; Magnoliopsida; Ericales; Ericaceae. The transcript is spliced from 6 exons. The record is from RefSeq and is a predicted model, not a curated record.